Messenger RNA from Gavialis gangeticus (Gharial), 7287 nucleotides. RefSeq names its product BicC family RNA binding protein 1 (gene BICC1). Gene Ontology annotation, molecular function: RNA binding; protein binding. The transcript is spliced from 22 exons. NCBI's taxonomy places the organism in Eukaryota, Metazoa, Chordata, Crocodylia, Gavialidae. Bases 5 to 2944 code for a protein of 979 amino acids. Gene Ontology annotation, cellular component: cytoplasm. The record is from RefSeq and is a predicted model, not a curated record.
CGCCAUGGCGGCGCAAGGGGACCCGCUGAGCGGCUACCUGCCGUCGCUGCCCUCCGAGCCGGGCUCCAACAGCGAGCGCAGCGCCGACUCGCCGCCGCCCGGCUCCGAGGAGGACGCGGCCGCCCUCCGACCCCCGCGCAGCCCCGAGUGGGGCGAGGAGCGAUUCCGGGUGGACAGGAAGAAACUGGAGGCCAUGCUACAAGCUGCUGCUGAGGGCAAAGGUAAAAGCGGAGAAGACUUUUUUCAGAAGAUUAUGGAAGAAACAAAUACACAGAUUGCUUGGCCAUCGAAGCUGAAGAUUGGAGCAAAGUCAAAGAAAGAUCCACAUAUUAAAGUCUCUGGAAGAAAAGAAAAUGUUAAAGAAGCUAAAGAGAGGAUCAUGUCUGUCUUAGACACAAAAAGUAACAGGGUCACCUUGAAGAUGGAUGUUUCACAUACAGAACAUUCUCAUGUAAUUGGUAAAGGUGGCAAUAACAUUAAAAAAGUAAUGGAAGAAACAGGAUGUCACAUCCACUUUCCAGACUCAAAUAGGAAUAACCAAGCAGAAAAAAGCAAUCAAGUGUCUAUUGCAGGACCACCAGCUGGUGUGGAGUCUGCCAGACUUAGAAUAAGGGAGCUCCUUCCAUUGGUACUGAUGUUUGAAUUGCCCAUAGCUGGAAUUCUCCAACCAAUCCCAGAUCCUAAUUCUCCCACAAUUCAGCAUAUAUCACAGACUUACAACAUUUCAGUUUCUUUUAAACAACGUUCUCGAAUGUAUGGUACUACUGUCAUUGUCAGGGGGUCACAGAAUAAUACUAGUGCUGUAAAGGAAGGAACAGCAAUGCUUCUGGAACACCUGGCAGGCAGUUUGGCCUCUGCAAUCCCAGUGAGCACACAGCUGGACAUUGCAGCACAACAUCAUCUCUUUAUGAUGGGUAGAAAUGGCAGUAACAUCAAACAUAUCAUGCAGAGAACUGGUGCUCAGAUCCACUUCCCUGACCCCAGUAACCCACAAAAGAAAUCCACUGUCUACCUCCAGGGCACUAUUGAGUCUGUCUGUCUUGCCAGACAAUAUCUCAUGGGUUGCCUGCCUCUUGUGCUGAUGUUUGAUAUGAAGGAAGAAAUUGAAGUAGAACCCCAGUUUAUCACUCAACUAAUGGAACAGUUAGAUGUCUUCAUAAGCCUUAAACCAAAGCCAAAACAACCAAGCAAGUCUGUGAUUGUAAAAAGUGUGGAGCGAAAUGCCUUGAACAUGUAUGAGGCAAGGAAAUGCCUCCUGGGACUUGAAAGUAGUGGCAUCACCAUAGCAGCAAAUCUGUCUACACUUUCAUGCCCUGUUGGCCUCUCCUGUCCUGGUUUAGACAUUUUGUCCUCAGCAGGGCUAGGACUCACUGGACUAGGUCUGUUGGGUCCUACUGCCCUAUCUGUCAACACCUCCACUUCUCCAAACUCCCUCUUGAAUGCCCUUAAUAGUUCUGUUAGUCCUUUACAGAGUCCAAGUUCAGGCACACCUAGCCCUACAUUAUGGGCAACAUCUCUUGCUAACACAAAUGCCACAGGUUUUUCUGCUAUACCACACCUGAUGAUACCGUCUACUGCCCAAGCCACUUUAACUAGUAUUCUGCUAUCUGGAGUACCUAAUUAUAGCCAGAAUACACCAUCUCCCCCCCCUGGCUUGACUCCCAUUGAUGUCCAUGUCAAUGGUAUGCAACCAGAAAACAAAAAAGGCUCAACUUCUUUAAAUGGUCAUGUGAAGACCUCAAAUAUCAGCUAUGCUGCACUAUCUGCCUCAUCACUAGGAGAAAAUGUGUUGAGCACAAACCACAGUGAUCCAGUAAGACAAACAAGUAGUCAUAGCACCUCAGAACAAGUGACUGCCAAAUCAGAUACUACAGAUGGUUGCAAUGAUGCUUUUGUAGAAGUAGGCAUGCCAAGAAGUCCAUCACAUUCAGCCAAUGCCAGUGAUCUGAAGCAGAUGAUGAGUUCUUCAAAACAAUCAUGUGCUAAGAGACAAACCGUAGAGUUAUUGCAAGGCACCAAAAACUCUCACUUACACACUGCAGAGAGAUUGCUGUCUGACACCGAGCUGAGUGCUUCUGAAAGUCCAGUGGCUGAUAAAAAGGCUCCUGGGAGUGAACGAGCAGCAGAGAGGGCCGCAGCUGCACAACAGAAUUGUGAGAGAGCACGUCUUGCACCACAGUCAUCAUUUGUAAAUAUACAGGCAUUUGACUAUGAACAGAAGAAGCUAUUAGCAACUAAAGCAAUGUUAAAGAAGCCAGUUGUAACAGAAGUGAGAACUCCAACAAAUACGUGGAGUGGGUUAGGGUUUUCCAAAUCAAUGCCUGCAGAAACUAUUAAGGAAUUAAGAAGAGCUAAUCAUGUACCAUACAAGCCAUCAAUGACAACUACAUAUGAGGGUUCAUCAAUGUCUCUCUCACGGUCUAACAGUCGGGAGCAUUUAGGAAAUGGCAGUGAAUCUGAUAACUGGCGAGAUCAUAAUGGUAUUGCUCCCACAUCUCAUAAUGAAUUUGUGUCAUCGAUUGGCAGCCCCAAACGAAAACAAAACAAAUCCACUGAACAUUAUCUCAGCAGCAGUAACUACAUGGACUGUAUUUCCUCGCUGACAGGAAACAAUGGUUGUAACUUGAACAGUUUGUUUAAGGGGUCUGACCUUCCUGAACUGUUCAGCAAACUUGGUUUGGGUAAAUACACAGAUGUUUUUCAACAACAGGAGAUUGAUCUUCAGACAUUCCUUACUCUUACGGAUCAAGAUUUGAAAGAGCUAGGAAUUACCACUUUUGGCGCCAGACGAAAAAUGCUGCUUGCAAUCUCAGAACUGAAUAAAAGCCGAAGAAAGUUGUUUGACCCAUCAAACAUACGUGCCUCUUUCCUGGAAGGUGGAGCUAGCGGAAGACUGCCACGUCAGUAUCACUCAGACAUUGCUAGUAUCAGCGGUCGCUGGUAACGGUAUGUUGUGGCUCACAGUCAACUGUAAAGAUGGACAUGGCAAUCCUGUGGACAACUGUCACUGCACACCCAUCCUCUGCACUUUGGGAGUUUGGGUAUCAAGGACCAAAGUAUUUUGUCUGCACAAGUACUGUGCCAAAAAAAGAAAACACUUGUGUGUCAUCUUUCAGAACACCAAAUGUGGGUUAUGUUUUACUCAUUUAGAAUGGACAGAAUUUGCAAUAAUAAUAAUAUAGGGUUCUUUGUUUAGUAUUUUAUUACCUAUAACUAUAAUGUAUGCACUGAAUUUUUACUUUAUUGAAUGAAGGAAAAAUGAAGAGCUGAAAUGCCAGAGAGCAUAGCUUUUGAUUUUAUCACGAUGGAUUUUUCUGGUACUGCUUAAAAUAAUUAUUGAGGUCUUUCUGCACUUUAUGUGUUCUGAUUUCGUGUCCUGUGGAAAUUUAUUUUUCUCUCUUUUAUUUCCAUAUAAAAUGUUGUAUUGGCACUCUUCAAAUUUUACAGUGUUCCUAUAUUAGGUCAAAUCUCACCACCAGGGUACUAAGAAUCAAUCUGUAUGUAGAUUUUUCCCCCACAGUUGCCUGAAGAAGCAUUCAGAAAUCAAACCACCUGGUAGUAGACCAGUCCUAUUAUGUUCUUAGGAAGCAAUCUAAAACUGUUUGCAACAAAACUCAUUCACUUUAACAGAUGUAAUGAAAGACCAAAAUGGACCUUGCAAUAUUAACCCUUUGCAGUCAUCAUAUUUAACUUCUGCGUAUAAUGCUACAACUGAUUUUAAUGGUUGUCUCAACACAGAGGGCUAUUUUUAGUAUACUGCCACUAGAGGACAUUUAUUUAUAUCAAACUUUUAUAUUUAGAUUCUAUACACUAACAGUACAUAACAAAUUAAACUGAGAUCUACUAAAAAUUUAUGGUAGAGAAUGAAAGGCGUUCGUCAGACUGGAGCUGUGUGCCAUAAGUUUGAUGAAGCAGACAACUAAUCUAAUUUGGCAAGACCACACUGUUGCCAUUUAUUAAGUGACACAUUACUUACGUGACUCUGCAUGCAGCAAUUAAGCAACAUAUAUGAAAUAGAUGUUAUAGCAUCUGUUUUGAUUUAGGUUUGCGAUUUUCAGCUAUGAAGUACUUAAAACUCUGGGAUUGAACUAUUUCUGAAAAACUGGUUUAACAAAAAAAAAGUCCAUGUGAUAACUGGCUAGAGCUAACUAUAAUAUUCUUAUACUGUGAAAGUCCAAAAAAUUUGGCAGUAUUGUUGCUGCAUCUUUUCAGAUGUCUGGUUAUGGAUUUAUGAAGGGUUUUCAUAUAAUGAAGGAAGUUAUAACGUGCCUCUCUUUCUGCAAUGCAGUAUGAAGGUUCCAAACAUUAAUUUGUUGGAAAGCAUUCCCAUAGGAAAUAUUGUGAAUUAUCUGUACUGUAAUGUAUUAUUUAUGUUCAGUGUACAAGCCUUUAAAGAUGGACAUGAACCACUAUCAAGUGCUCUUAAGAGAAGGCAUUAGAAUAACCAUUUACAGUAGAUAAUUUUAUACAAAAUGGCAUGAAAAUAGUUUUGACACUUUCCAGGAAUAAUUAUUUUAAGGUGAGAAAAGAAAUUCAAUAUAUGGAGACAUUUGCACACAUAAAGGGAAUUUUUGAAAGGUAAUUAUUCUGAGGGCAUUGAUGAUCAAGCAGUAAUAAAGUGGCCUGUUGCAAAUAGCAAAAAUUAACUGCUCAGUAUUGGUUUCAGCCAUAUCCACUUAAUGGUGUGUAGCUUAAUAACGUCCACUGUAAAUAAAAUAGCAGUUAACUCUUUCUGUGUUUAAGAUUAUAGAUGAACAAGUAUAGACCUCCAGGUUGCAUGCACACAGUUUUUACACACCAAAGUUAUGUGCUCAAAUGCCCAAAGUCUAUGAACAUAUCAGAUAUUGUGUGUAUCUUUUAGACAUGCUGAAUUUUAUGCAAGCAGUUAUAGUAGCCAAAGGCCUUAAUCCUGCAAAUAUUUACUCUCAUGCUUAGUUUUAAGCAUAUGAGUAGUCCCAUUGAUAUAAAGUUACUCAUAUUUAAAAGUAAGCAGUUGUGUAAGUGUUUGCAAGAUCACUGCCAUGGUUUGAAAAUUUAGUAGCAUAGAAACAUUAUAGUUUUACAUGAUAUUUUUAAAUAAAUAUUUAGCAACGCUACAUACAAAUUUCUUGCAAUCUCUUCCUAGUUAGUCUGAUUAAUUUUUAAGCUUACCUAAUAUUAAAGUUUAAACAUUUUUUCAGAAAAACUACACAUCUCAUUUUUUUUCAGUUUUUUCAUAGGUAUAUUGCAUCUAAACAUAUUUUUGGCUGACAUUAUUACAGUGUUAAGUUGAUGUGAUCUUUUGCUGAGCAGUGCUUUUAUCAACCACACCAAAGUAAAAAAGUUCCCAGUAAUAACAUGAUCUUGAAUAGGGCUGCACAUACACAAAAAACACACUGGAAAAUAUUUUUCUCACUUUUAAUUCCACAAAGGGAAUAUAACAAUACAGCAUACAGUGUUGUCAGUGUUGUAUUAUGCACAAAAUAUUUGACUUGCUAAAUUAAAAUAUUAGUUUUGAAUCUGUGCCUUAAUAAUGACCAGUUAUCUGUAAAUCUAGAGCAGAUACAGACUAUUUUUGUGGGUUGUGUCCUUUUAGUGAUUUUUUUUUUUUAAAGAAAGAUGGAAUUAAAACAUAAAAAAUGGGGAUUUUUCAAAACUAAUCAAUUGUUACAUAGAAAAAAAUAAAUUUAUAUAACCCCCUUGUAAUCUGAUUGGUAAAAGAUGUUUUAUUUAGACCCUAGCUCUAGAGGCAGUUGCUUCUUAGAGGCAGUUGCUUCUUAAGAAAACACCAGAACUGAAUUUUCACAUAUUGCAACAGACGUUUCUUUCCCAUUGACUAAUUUCUGCAUGUUCUACAAUUCACAGUAUUUCAUAAAAAGUGUUUCCCCCUCUGGCUUUUGAUUCUGAAUAGUUGUCAAAAAGUUGCAAUUUUUUCCUGGGGUGGCUACCAGAGAUUACAAUAAUUCUGGGACAUGGAGUCAAACUAACAACUUUUCCUUAUUUGUUUCCUGUCAGCAUGGAAAAUGUACUUGCGAGUGCCAAAUCAUGGCAGUCAUUAACACAAACAAGAAUACACAGGGGUUUGGAAUCAUGGAGAUGUGGAUUUAGAUCUGCGAUUUCAUAGGGCUUUUCAUACUGCAGAAAUAUGGGUGAUGGAGCAGGAAGAGGGGUUGGAUGAAAUCAAGCAGUUUCUUCUGCAUUAAGGGGAGCAGCUUCUAUCCUUGACCAAUGAAGAGUUAUUAGUGACACAGGGUAGUGAUGCAAACAGAGAUGACCAAGAGUAGCUGAACAACAGCUGAUUCCUAGAAACUGUGCCAAGUUCAGUCUAAAACCCUGGGUGUCUCUCAGCACGGAGAAAUGUUGCCCUUAUCCUCCAGAAGGUUAUCAUUCCCAUUUGGAAGCCUAAAUAAUUUUGGUGUUGGUAUAUCAACUGUCAGCUGUUUCCCUGAAAGACUGAAGUGCUCUGAUAGAGGUGCUGUCCUAUCAUGUCUCAAACUGUGGCCAGAUGUAGGAGGCCAUUGAUGGCAUUUUAUGGAUGGAGUUUCUAAACUCUUGCACCUAUUCUUUGUUUUUCAGAUGAGGCCAAAGACUUUAUUAACAGGAAGGAGAAUUUCCUCAUGACAUAUAGCAAAGCCUCAUUGAUUACCAUGGAAGAGUCACUGGUAUCAAAGUGAAGUGGCCUGCAAGGUCCAUGAUGCCAGGAUAAUUACAAUCUUACAGCUGUAGGCUGAAACAAGCAAGACAGUAUUUUCUUUCCAAACCAUUGUGUGCAUUAAUGGAGCAAGGAAUUUUGAAGGGAUUCUUUCUGAGAUAUCCAAGUCUUGCUUAUUGGCUUAGGUAGCUUCUCAUUGAACAUAUGGCCACGAAAAAGGGACCAUUAGUGACAGUCUCAGUGGACAUUAUUUGGAAGACUGAAGCGUAAAUGGCAGCAACCUCUGAAAAGGUUUUUUACCUUGUUUGAUAAAUUCUCUUUGCACAAUGCCUGCACAGCAUCUAAGAGGGAACCUGGAGGAUGGAUUGGAGCAAAAAGUAGAGACAUUCUGAACAAUUUCUGAGAUGACAGUAGUAGAAGGUUUCUCAGUAAAAUUCCCCAAGUGGACAAAAAGGGUUUGGGGUUGCAUUUUUCUCCUACUUUAAGCCAGGUAAUUGUUGUGAAUCAGUAUAUUCUUGUAGCCAUGAUCUUAUGUUAGAAUUUAUUAGGAUUUAAGAGUAUUGGGAGGAAUUUUGUAAUACCGUUUAUGGUUACAGAUGUAAAUCAGUUAAAUUUUUCAGCAGAGUUGUACCAAAAUAAACUGAAGCGGCAGGUGA